AUGCCGCAUCGCGCUGCCGCUACCGCCUCUUCCUCGGAUACGGCCGGAGCCAGCCUGGCCUCCUUGGAGCUCGACUCGGCGGCCAUGGAGCACUACGUGCAGGUCCGCAUCUUCAAGAUCAUCGUAAUCGGAGACUCGAACGUGGGCAAGACGUGCCUGACAUUCCGCUUCUGCGGCGGCACCUUUCCGGACAAGACCGAAGCCACCAUCGGCGUAGACUUCAAGGAGAAGACGGUGGACAUCGAGGGCGAGAAGAUCAAGGUGCAGGUCUGGGAUACUGCUGGCCAGGAACGGUUCCGCAAAAGCAUGGUGGAACACUAUUACCGAAAUGUGCACGCAGUGGUCUUUGUCUACGAUGUCACCAAAAUGACUUCCUUUAUCAACCUUAAGAUGUGGAUCCAGGAAUGUAAUGGGCAUGCUGUCUCUCCACUUGUCCCCAGGGUGCUUGUGGGCAACAAGUGUGACUUGAGGGGACAGAUCCAGGUACCCUCCAGCCUGGCUUUGAAAUUUGCCGAUGCUCACAACAUGCUGUUGUUUGAAACGUCAGCCAAGGACCCCAAAGAGAGCCAAAAUGUGGAGUCCAUUUUCAUGUCCUUGGCCUGUCGCUUGAAGGCUCAGAAAUCACUACUGUAUCGAGAUCUGGAGAAGCAGCCAGGGAAGGUGCAGAAACUGGAGUUCCCACAGGAUGCAAACAGCAAAACUUCCUGUCCCUGUUGAAGCCAAAUGGUUUCAGAUGAGCUAUUGUUACAAUUUCUCCCCUUUUCCUGUGACUCCA
This is a messenger RNA of Gracilinanus agilis (Agile Gracile Mouse Opossum), 775 nucleotides long. RefSeq names its product RAB33A, member RAS oncogene family (gene RAB33A). The transcript has 2 exons. Bases 1 to 717 code for a protein of 238 amino acids. Gene Ontology annotation, cellular component: endosome; Golgi apparatus. Gene Ontology annotation, biological process: Rab protein signal transduction. Gene Ontology annotation, molecular function: GTPase activity; GTP binding. The record is from RefSeq and is a predicted model, not a curated record. Lineage: Eukaryota; Metazoa; Chordata; Mammalia; Didelphimorphia; Didelphidae.